Molecule: messenger RNA, 1512 nt
Organism: Fusarium redolens
Lineage: Eukaryota; Fungi; Ascomycota; Sordariomycetes; Hypocreales; Nectriaceae
Exons: 4
Coding region: 1-1512 (503 amino acids)
Source: RefSeq, a predicted model, not a curated record
AUGGAGUUAGCCUGCGGCUGUUCUCUUGACCAAUACCUUGCUAUAUUUGCUGAACCUGAUCCAAUCAGAACUAUAGUUGACAUCCGUCAGAAUCUUAGACAAAGAAGUCGCAAGAGGGGAGCGACUAGCUACCAAGCAAGCCUCGAGCAAUUCCGCUUCCAUUUCAGGACCAGACUUGGCAUAUCGGGUAAUGAUUUCAUCCAUAGAGAAGAUAUAGUCCAUCAAAAAGGACUCAUUGAGAUGGCACAUGAAUACCUCUGUGUUUGCGAGAAUGGCUCCCGGUACUGGGAUAGUCAUUUGGCGAGCAAUGAUGGAUCUCUUCAAUAUUCUAGAGAUCAAUACGAGAUAUACACCAAUAUUGUUUGGUUCUUCCUUCGACGCAACCUUAAUGAUAUAGGGAAGAAGUUACGCUCGAGACGUCCUGGAACUACGACCGCAGAUAAUGGCCGACGACGAAGAAAUUUGCUCGAUGCAUUUGGCAGCGAGAGCCCUUCACCAUUUUAUCCAGAUUACGAGAUCCAGAAUAUCAUGAGAGUCCAGACUAUGCAACGUUCGUGUUCUGGUUCGAACACAGAUGACAAAAGUGCUAACCUCUUCAGAACAACUAAUGAGGGCGGUGAUUCUUCACCUUUGCAGAGUACCCAUUCGAUUCAAAACCCCAGACAGGAAGAAAUAAUGAACAACCGAACUCCGAUACUUUAUGGCAGGACCUACAGCCCAGAUGAGCUGGCUGAAGACGAUACGCAAGGGUCCUUAAUGCCAAUUCCUGACGCGCAGCCGCGACGUUUAAGCCGAAUGCAAGAUAUACAAGCGAAUUUCAGAGAGGCAAGACUUGAUGAACGAUCAAUCAAUGGGGUUAACCGCAAUGAACGCGGGAAUAAUCCAUCGGCGCCUACUGCUACCGUGGGCACUCAGACGGGAUUUGAAACAGAUGAAUAUCGCGAUAGAGAUGCUAACGCGCCACCUCCUUCAUCCAUGAACACAAAUAAUGCCUCCCAGCAGUCUGGGCAAGCGAGUCAGAAUAGGGAUCAACGCCAAUCCGGAGAGCCACGAGAGUCAAUCGAACAUGAACAAAGGUCACCAACUCCCUUCGAAGCCCCGAGAACUGCUUCGCCAGAACCGAAACCGAAAAUUGACCUCAUAUUUAGUUAUGAUGCACUCCCGGGAUUUAAUCUCCGCUUAUUCCACGGCGAAGAAAUCUUCUCAUUCUCCCACGAGCAAAUAUUCCGGGAAACAGGUUGGCAGCAUGACUUUGACUGGCUGCUCAUCUCCCUCAAAGCUCCUGCGGUGCUUUUUCUGGAACGUAUACCCAAGGCUGAUAACAGGGAGUUUCGAAAGGUAAUGGUUAGAUUUGAACAGAUAGUUGAUACGAUGAAACGUGAUUAUGCUGAGUUGGAGAGAGAUGCUGUGAUUGAGAUUGCUUUUGUGCCUGAGUGUAAAGGGCAUUCGGGAACUGUUAUGGUUGACGCUUGGAAGAAGCGGUUGGAUAAAUCGCGUGGCGUCGUGUUUUGA